Molecule: messenger RNA, 219 nt
Organism: Colletotrichum karsti
Lineage: Eukaryota; Fungi; Ascomycota; Sordariomycetes; Glomerellales; Glomerellaceae
Exons: 3
Coding region: 1-219 (72 amino acids)
Cellular component (GO): mitochondrial inner membrane
Source: RefSeq, a predicted model, not a curated record
AUGCUCGCAGGAACUCGACCCCAACUCUCGAACGACACGCUCGGUCACAAAUUCACCAUGUCUCCUGUCCACAAGUUCAAGAAUCCUACGCCCCACGUUCCAGGCAUCUACCGUUACACGGCGACUGCUCUGGGUGCUGGCAUGUGGUUCUUCCUGAUGUACCGCGCGAAGAAGGACGGCGCCGUCCUGCUGGGCUGGAAGCACCCCUGGGACCACUAA